Trichoplusia ni (cabbage looper) is the source of this 7078-nucleotide messenger RNA. RefSeq names its product guanine nucleotide exchange factor subunit Rich (gene Rich). Gene Ontology annotation, biological process: retrograde transport, endosome to Golgi; intracellular protein transport. The record is from RefSeq and is a predicted model, not a curated record. Gene Ontology annotation, cellular component: Golgi membrane; Ric1-Rgp1 guanyl-nucleotide exchange factor complex; cytosol. The transcript has 26 exons. NCBI's taxonomy places the organism in Eukaryota, Metazoa, Arthropoda, Insecta, Lepidoptera, Noctuidae. The coding region runs from base 173 to 4429 and encodes 1418 amino acids. Gene Ontology annotation, molecular function: protein binding.
UUGUGGUGGCGAUCCGUGUUGACGUUUGUGGGAAGCUUUAAUAUUUAUAAUAAUUAAACCAAAUCAUAUCAGAAUUUCCUAUUUUAACAACGGAUAUUGUAGAUUUAAUUUUAUAUAGGCAAUUAGUGCUCAACAAUAUAUAAAUAAAAGUGGCAAAUGUUUUACAAUCAAGAUGUAUUUUCCAAUUGGCUGGCCCAAAGUUCUGAAAAAUCUGGGUGCAGAUAAUCAAAUUAUAAGACAGAUCGUAUCAAAUCGAGACAAAAUAUUGUUUGCUUCAUUGAGUGAUGACAGUUUUGCUGUAUGGUUUUGCAAGCCCACCGUUCCAAUUGUAUAUCACAAGAGGAGUACAGAAUCUCUUCAGAGACUAGGCGUCAAUGUUGGAGUGGAAUGGAAGCCAGACUCGUCCAUGAUAUGUAUUUCUACAUCGGAAGGCCACCUAAUUCUCUACAAUGUAGAAGCCCACAGCGAGCACACAGCAUACCAGCAGUAUGACCCGCCCACCGCCAGCCUACGCAGGGACUCGGCUGAGUUGUUUGUCAAGGAAGUCAUUCCCUCACUUAAGAUCACACAGUUCAAAGAGGUUUUAGUAUGGGACGGUCAGAUCACGCGCAUGUGCUGCAUAUCGGGCACGGAGAUCCUGGUGUGCACGACGCGCGCGCACCUGCUGCGCUACCGCUGGGACGGGACGCAGAACCGCGACUACUGCCUCGACCUCGGCAGGAUACCCUUCUCGAUAAACCAACAGGUUUCUAAAGCCGAGCCGAUUCUAGAGGAUAAUACUCACGUCAAUGACAUUGAGUACUCGCCAUUGGUGUGCGGCUUCGGCAUCACACUGAACGACGGACGGGCGGCCUACCUCACUGCACCCAACCUGAAAUUUGAUCCGAACGCAGUGCAAGGCAUAUGGGCGCCCGGUAUCGACGACGCGACCUGUGCGCGAGUUAAUCACAAGUUUAGGUUAAUUGCUAUUGGCAGGAAAAAUUCACAAGUGGAUGUGUUCACGAUAGACGAAGCUACCGGUGGCUUGGAACUGUCACAUACAAUGGUUCUCAGCUCCAAAGACUUCCCCGGUGAUCCGGGACCUGUUAAAUGUGUGAGAUGGACGGCGGACGGUCGCGCGGUGGCGGUGAGCUGGGAGCGCGGCGGCGUGUCGGCCUGGAGCACGUUCGGCGCGCUGCUGCUGUGCUCGCUGGCCUGGGACUACGGCCUCAGCCAGGACCGCGCCAGCCACAACCCGCUCGUUGUGUCCAGUCUGGAAUGGGCCACAGAAGGAUACCAAUUAUGGAUGGUGAAAGUAGAAGGAGAUUCUAGUACGAAUAUAAUUCAAUUGGACUUUGUCAAAAGUCCACUUAGUGUAAACCCUUGCAUGAGCAACCAGAGGCACCUAUAUCUUCAGGCCGACGACAAACUCUACGUCAAUCUAGAAGAUAACUUAACGAAACGAACUAAGAUAUCCAUCAUAGACUCAUCAGCUGACGUCUACCAGUCAGAGAACGGUCUGACCGACCAGCCUAACUUGGAAUACGAGAGCAGUACUAAAUACAGGGAGUUUGUUGAUGAUAACGAGUGCAGGAAACAAUGGAUCGUGUUGCCGUUACCAGCUACUUAUAUUGCGACGAAUUGGCCUUUAAGGUACAGCGCCAUCGACGAGUCGGGCAUGAACGUGUGCGUGGCGGGGCGCGCGGGGCUGGCGCUGUACUCGUGCGCGGCGCGGCGCUGGAAGCUGUUCGGCAACGAGGCGCAGGAGAAGGACUUCGUGGUGGCCGGCGGCAUGCUGUGGUGGCGCCACUGUGUGGUCGUGGGUUGCUACAGCAUCCUAGACGGUCACGACGAGAUCCGCUUCUAUCCCCGAGAGGCGAAGCUCGACAACAAGUUCGCGAAGAUAGUCCGCGUGCAGUCGCAGGUGUUCGUGCUGGACAUCUUGGACGACCAGCUGGUCGUGUUCGGGGCCGACGCGCUCGUCACCAUAUACGAGCUGAACUGCAAUGACGACACGGGCGACAUCUCGCUGCGCUGCGUGCAGGCGGUGGACGUGUCGGCGCUGUCGCACCCCGCGUGCGUGGUGUCGGCGUCGCUGUGCCGCCUGCAGGAGCCGCCGCGCGCGCGCGCCGCCGCCGCCACGCUGCAGCUGCAGCAGCGCCAGCCCGACUCGCUGGUGAUUAACGCAAGCGGUAAACUGAUGAUGGUACAAAGAGAAGAGUAUGACGUCGACGAAGACAACAACCCGGCAUACAGCUGUCUCCCAGCCACGGUCCUCGCGUCGUGCGUGGAGAGCGUCUGGUCUUGCGGCAGCGUGUCCGGCUCACAGACGCAGCUCUCGCGCGCCCUCUGGCUGUGGUGUGGGGCGCUCGGCGCGCGGGUCUGGCUCCCGCUGCUGCCGCGCGACGCUACCAGGCAUCCAGACUCGGGGAGACAUACGUUCAUGGCGAAACGGAUUAUGUUGCCGUUCCAUCUUAAUAUUUAUCCGUUAACGAUAUUAUUUGACGAUGCCAUUCUGCUGGGCGCUGAGAACGACACAACUCUCUACGCGUCAGAUUCUAAUUCUGUCUUCUCAUUGCCGUUCUGUGUCGUUAAUAGAACUAGUCAAGUAUACCUCCACCAAAUCCUACGGCAGUUACUCCGUCGUAACUUGGGCUACCACGCGUGGGAGAUCGCUCGGUCGUGCUCGCAGCUCGCGUACUUCCCGCACUCCUUGGAACUGCUGCUACAUGAGGUGCUGGAGGAGGAGGCGACUAGCAAGGAGCCCAUACCUGAUGCCCAGCUCCCGUCGAUCAUCGAGUUCGUGCACGAGUUCCCCGUGUAUUUACAGACUGUAGUACAGUGCGCAAGGAAGACGGAGAUAGCGCUAUGGGCGUACUUGUUCUCGGCGGCGGGUAAACCAAAGGAGUUAUUCCAAGAAUGUUUACAACGGAAGAUGUUGGAUACUGCGGCGUCGUACCUUAUUAUAUUACAGAACUUGGAGAGCUCGACGGUGAGCCGGCAGCUAGCGACGCAACUCCUGGAUACGGCGCUGCAGCAGGAGCGCUGGGACCUGGCCAGAGACCUCGUCAGGUUUCUCAGGGCUAUAGAUCCUAAUGACGUCGAUUCACCAAGAAAUUCAGUGAAUGUCCAAGCAAAGUACGGUCAAGUGGUACAGUCGCAGACAGUCAGCCCCAACGCAGAGGAUUUGUCAGUAAUUCUUGGCACGAUGCAGCUAGCAGGCGGGCGCGGGCGCAGCUUCAGCACGACGGUGUCGCCGCGCGAGCCGUCCCCGCCCGCGGGCGCGCCCGCGCCCCCCGCGCCCCCGCCGCACGCGCCCCCCGCGCGCGCCACCGCCGCCGUCAAGCGGAAGAAGUCCGUGCCCGCCCGGGCCGACAGGGACUCGUACAGCGGCACGGCGGAGGAGUUCUUCAUAGACAUGAUGAUCCAGCGUCACGCCCGCCUGCUGCUGUCCACGGCCCGCCUGCACGCGCUGGGCAAGAUGGCGGCCUCGCUGGACCUGCACCUGGUGGCCUGGCUGGCGGGCGAGCGGGAGCGGGCCGCCAGGGUUGACAACGCUGUGCUCUGCGUCAAGAGGAUACACGAGGACUUCGCCUGGCCCUAUCCUGUUGUCAACGAUGCGGAACAGUAUCUGCAGAGGAAAGGAAGCACUGUUACAAGUUCGUACACGCCGUCUGCGGAGUCGGACAGCCUGUGCGGCGACAGCGGCUACAUGAGCCUGCCGCUGCGCGCCGCGCUGCCGCUCAUGUCCGGGGCCGUGCCCGUGUCGCCCGGGCCCGUCAGUUCAGCGGGCGAGGGCAGCGUGGCGGAGGGCGGCGGCGUGGCGUGGGGCGGCGAGGCGGGCGGCGCGGGCGAGGAGAGGAGGUACGCGGCCCUCAUGGAGCGGCUGCACCAUCACCAGGCCGAGCGCGGGGACCACACCGCGCACGUGCAGCUCAGGUACUACCUGCAGCUGAUGACGGAGGCCAGCUGCGUGGAGUGGGCGCUGGUGGUGGCGGUGGUGCUGCGCGACGCGCUGGCCGUGCUGCGCACCACCAACGCGGCGCGCGGCGCGGACGUCAGCCUGCCCGCCGUGCGCCGUCUGCGCCAGGCGCUGCAGGACAUCUGCGCCUGGACCGACGCCGACUGCCUCGGCUACAAGCCAUUUAUGAUGGCGAUCAGCAACCAAAUCCCAUUCUUAACAUCAAUCAUCAACUCUCGCGAACGACGCCUAUCCAUGUCUAAGACGCGAGUGCGGACUUCAAGUACUAGUUCACUAGGCCAGGAGCCAAAACCCAAGCCGCAGGCGACAGAGACGAAGUUACCAGCGCCGCAGAAGGCAGAGGUGGCCAAGCAGACGGGGAGGAAGGACUCGGGAGCGUCGGAACCUCCGCCGUCAGUGGUCACACAGCCACCGCGACCGCCGCCGCCGCGCAGGGAUGAGACCACCACUGGAUGCUCGCUCAUGUAAAAUUGUAUAUGACAGAUUGUGAAUACUUCUCAGCGAAAUUUAUUGGAUUUAUAGGUACAAUGUAUUAUCUAAAAGGUUAAAAGAUGUCUCGAAAUAUUGAGAAUGAAGUGUUGAAAAAAAAACUAGCCAUUAAAGAAUCAUAAUGCGUUUAUUGAGCAGCAGAAGUGUGUGUGUGGAUAGUUAAAUUUGAAGUGAAAAUAUGCGAAGAGAAAAAUUUCGCUGAAAAGUAUUUUUCUCAAACGCUACUUUUAUAAUGACGAGUACAGUUCAAUGGAAUUGUUUGUUAUAACUGUAGGCAUAAUGUUUGAGUAGUAACGGUCGGACUAGGUAUUAGUUAAAAUUAAGAAUAACAUUUUAAUAAUUUAAUAAAUUUCGUACUUUCUUAAACUAGAAUUUCCUGUAAGAUAGAUUUCACUUUCAUGUCUACACGUUUUCUAAAUGUCCUCGAUUGUUUUGUAAAUAAUUAGAUAAAAUUCAAUUAAUCUUUAUAAUGGUGAGUUUCAUGUUAAAUUUAUACGGAUGAAUUUUAUGAUAAUUUUGGUGCUGACUAUGUAUACAUCUCAAUAUUUCAUUUAUUUAUUUAAAUGAAUACAUUAUUUACUUGUCUAGUCUAUGUGUAAUGUUUAAUAAUUUAUUUCUAUCAUCUGUUAGCGAGUUGUAAGCUUGGAGUGGGAAAUAGACAUAUAAUAGUCACCUCGGACCGUAUUGGACGGGGUCAUAUUUUUAUACCGUUUUUAUGGAAACAGUGACAGCUUUUUACAACUAAGACAUAUAAAAUCCUAUUUCAUUUGCCUUACCCCUGAAACAUCCCACUGUCAAGGCCACAUACUCUAAUUAGAAUAAUUUUAUAUAUUUCAAUGAAUAUUAUUAUGUAAUUAUUAAUAAUGUACUUAUGAAUGAGUAAGUAGAAAAUACAAUGUAGUGAUUAAUUAAAUUAUCUCAUAAAUUAUUCUGGAAUUUUAGAUACGAUUGUCGUAGAUAUUGAUUGCGCACUUGUUUCUGGACGAUCUAGAAUAAGUUAAUUUGUUUACUAGUGUGUAGUGUAUGGUUGUAAGCAGUUAUUUAUAUUUAGGUAAUACUAGGUAGGAUUGUGUUACACCGAAUUCCUAAAUGCGAGGAAACAUUCAUUUGUUUAAAAGAUGCACGAUUAUAUUCGUGGAGUACUCGGAUCUUAUCGAUUAGGUAUAAAUGAUUAUAGUUUUGUGUAAUUGCUAUAAAUUAUAUUUUCUUAAAACAUCUUAUUUGAGCUACGGUAAACUCGUUAAAAUCCCUCGUUUUCCUAAAUAUGUCUCGCCUCUGGGAAUUUGGUUUUGAAACCAUCAAAUGGCGAACUUUUAGAAUGCUCCACUGCCAAAUAUACAGAGAAUUUAUGCGUUAAAGUUAUACAGGAUAAUGAAGUAGUGAAAUAAGACAAUCAAUGGUAAUCUGGUAGUGAGAAAAUGCUUUGCAUAAGUGUAAAGGAUUAAAAAUUUAAUUACAUAGGUUUUUGUGCAGUGUUUGACUUAUAUUUUAAUGCUUUGUUCUAGUAUCCAAUGUAUCAGGACUACUGGUUAUAUCAGUUGGCAACUCAAGUGACAAUAAAUAAUAUUUACUGGAUAACGAAAAACUAAAAAAAAUAUCAGAAAGUAUUUAAUUGGUCAUUACUAGACAAGCACAGAUAUAAGACCAGUCAGUCUCAAUUACUGACUGAGGAUUUGACCUUUAGUCGUUGAAAAUCCUUUGAGUUGUCAACAAAACAUAAUUGCCUAACCGACAGGAGAAUGAAAAUACUAAUCAGUUACAAAAACCAAACAUAAUCAAGUGUUCAAACGCGCUCGAUUCAUUUUAUAGCCAUUGGGAUAGGUAGUUUAAAUGGUAUAUGAAAACCUCUUUAAAGUAAACUCCUUACUAUUUAGUUUAGGUACAAUUUAAAACUUAACAUCGUUAACAGUGUGUGUUGUUCAUUUGUUUAAAUCGGAAUAGUAGCUACCCAUAUGAUUCCCUACAUUCAAUUUUUAUUUUUAAAUAAUAUCUAAAUGGUAACAUUUUCAGAAUUUGUACCUACCGUAGUAGUUUUAGAUACGAAUCUUUAAUAACUAUCAAUUCCAAUAUAAAAUCGAAAAAUAAAACCUUAAAUAUUAAUAGUACAAGUAAAGUUAGAAUAAAUACUUUUUCACUUAAAAAAUAAAAAAAGAACGUCCAUGAAGCAAUAACACCAUCAUUUUCAUAUAUCGUGAUGUAUUUUGCUCAUUUAAUUAAACUUAUCGUUUUAUUUUUUGCUCAAGUUAUAAUCUCAUAUUUUCAUUUAUCGUCGCAAAUAUAAUGUUGUUGAGUUCACUGAAGUUCAUUGUGCACUAAAAUGAUUCUUUAUUUAGUUUUGCUCGGGUAACUCUUUAAGUCUUGCAAUACAUUGACCUCCAUAGGUAGAAAUCUAUGGUAAAAACAAAAGGAAUAAUAAACUUUUUGGAAGUUAUCCUCACAUUUUGUCUCCGUCUUUUACAAAGCUGUACAUUGAUUUACCGAUUUAAUAAUUAAAGUAUAGCGAAGCUCGCCGUAGUCGCCCAGCUUUAAGCACUUUCCCGCCAUCUCGGUGCCAAUAAUUCUUUAUAAAUUAUAAUAUCCCAAACCAUGAUAUCAUAACUCCAUAAUUUAUUUAAUUUAAAAUGCCGA